GUGGCCUCUAAACCCAAACUCCUACUCGAACCAAUCCGAACAACAUGAUGAUGAACACCAUCACCGCCCCCAGUAUCACCGACACUACCACUGCCCCCACCAUCAUAACAUCCCCCAGCAGCAGCCUGAUGAUGGAAAUCCAGAUACUGAUAGUCUAAUGGGCAACUUCAAUCUCGAUUUACAACAUCCUGGACCAAGUUCACAGCUCUCUGCACCGUUUCCCGCACGAUCAGCCGACGCAAUGUCUCUGUCCGACCUGCAUAUCCAGCCUGAACCAUCAACUCCCGGCUGGUCAUACGCUUAUCCUGAACAACCGUCUGCACCCAGAGCAUCUCGUGUACAGUCAAUCGAUACCGGGGCUCAUCCUAUACCUAUGCCAAAUUUUGAAAUGGGACAGAGCACUAUUUCUGGUAUUGGCAAUGCACAAACGGACGGAGGAUUCUCCUUGUUUGAUCCAUAUCAAAACCUAAUGCCUGUGGCCGAUGAUCUCCAACCACAUGAAGAUCCAAUCCAACAGGAUACAGAGAUAGAGAAAUACGGUUGUUGCCGUUGCAGAAGCGUGACAAUUCGCAUCGCCGGUCCGCCAAUAAUCACUUUCAUAUGCCAUUGCACGGAUUGCAAACAGAUAUUUGGAUCGGACCUCGUUUCAUUUGCGAGGUACAAAGUCGAGCAUGUCGACCUUUUGAUUGAGGGACAAGUUAUAUAUUAUUGUGUAAACGAUGUGUCCAAUUUUUUCUGUGCAGGUUGUGGCGCGGUAUUCGAGAUGAGGACUGCUGGCAAUCCAACAGAAACCACUAUACCAGUCGCUCUCCUGGAGGAUCCGAGCCAUCUCGCCCCCCGCAUAGAGAUAUAUUGCACACAGAGGGCGCUCUGGCUCCCUGACUACGCCCCUCCAUCCCAAAGAUACGAUCACGCACCACAGCCGUCUACUUCACACAUGGAUUGGCAAGUUCCGGAUAAGAUCUGGUAGAGCUUUAUGUUUGGAUUUGUAUGGUUUGAUUGGCCUGUGCUGGAAGCGUUUGGCAAGCGUUGCUCUUAUAUGAAUUUUUUAUAUCAAGGGGUGGUCUGGAUGCUUGUAGCAACUAUUAGGAGCGUUAGUAAGGUUACUGGAUUCUCACAUUGGAGAAACACCUGGUGUGGAAGUAACCUACCUGUGUAGGUACUUAUCUUUUAAUCGUAUUCUUCCAUCUUCACCCCGCUGACACGUACGUAGUAUAAGUUCAAUAGGGCCCAUGUCAUGGUUGUCAUACGAAGCAAAUUCUACCCACGUUCGAUGUUCAUGGUUCUAGAG
Annulohypoxylon truncatum is the source of this 1291-nucleotide messenger RNA. RefSeq names its product Mss4-like protein. Gene Ontology annotation, molecular function: carbon-sulfur lyase activity. The coding region runs from base 158 to 970 and encodes 270 amino acids. NCBI's taxonomy places the organism in Eukaryota, Fungi, Ascomycota, Sordariomycetes, Xylariales, Hypoxylaceae. The transcript has 3 exons. The record is from RefSeq and is a predicted model, not a curated record.